GUCAGUAUAAUUUUAACCUCCACUUCGCGAACAGAUCCAUUGCAACACGGCAUAAGUUAAAAUGCUUUACAAAAUUCAUAUCUUAUUCCCCGCAAUUAUUGCAAUUGUCUUCGUAAUUCCAGCCAUAGCAUCUACGAAUCUAAACCUACAUCAGGAAAAAGCUUGUAUUCGAACGAGAGAGGCAGUAUUUCGAAAUAAUGAUUAUUACGCAAGUUGGACAGCGGAUGAGACGUCCCAAACGGUUCAUUUCCGCGUGCUAGUUGCCACAACUGGCUAUGUGGGAUUCGGCCUUUCUCGUUUUACUGGAAUGACGGGGUCCGAUAUCGUUAUUGGUGGCGUUUUUCCCAACGGAACUGCUUACUUUGCGGACUAUUUCGCCACGAAUAACGCUAACCCACCCGAAUUGGACCCUAGCCAAGACUGGUUUCUGGAUAGCGCGAUUGAAAAUGGGACCCACACUGAACUCUCUUUUCAUCGCGCAUUUGACACCAUGGAUGCUCAGAACGACCACGUCAUAGAUGACUCUCUUACUACAAUCAUUUGGGCUAUUGGAGCAUCCGACACCUUAUUUUCACACGGCUCUGCAAAUCGAAACAUGUAUUUAGCAUCAAUUCUACAUUUUCCAGGCUGUUCUGUUCUUCCCGAAAGGGAGGAAAUCCUGAGUGACAGAUACAUUGUACGAUGGACCGUGGAUCCGGAAGCUAGGACGGUUGAAUUCCACGUGAUCGCCCAGAAUACGGGAUACGUCGGUUUCGGCCUGUCAUACGCUGGAGCAACCAUGUUUACUGCGGAUAUUGCGAUUGGAGGAGUUUAUGAAAAUGGGACAGAGUUCUUUGGAGAUUACACUGGAGUUGGCUUCACAAAUCCGGUACGGGACGAUAGUCAGGACUGGUUUUUAACUGAAGCCCAGCAAAAUGCGACACACACUGAGCUUAAGUUUUGGAGAAAUUUCGAUACUGGAGACUUUGAUCAGGAUGCACCAAUUACGACAAAUUCAGUCCAUUUACUGUGGGCUUUGGGGCUAUCGGACAACAUUGGGUAUCACUUUGGGGAUCGUGGCUCCACAGAGGUAACGCUAAUGGAUCCUAUUGAUUGUGUGCCGUGAAAUACCAAAUUCCUUAAAUAUUGGCACGCUUUGAAAUAUGCAAAUUUAAAUGCAAGUCGUUAUAACUAAAUAAAAGAAUUUGCAAAUGAUUAAA
Folsomia candida is the source of this 1199-nucleotide messenger RNA. RefSeq lists its product as uncharacterized. Gene Ontology annotation, cellular component: secretory granule membrane. The record is from RefSeq and is a predicted model, not a curated record. Lineage: Eukaryota; Metazoa; Arthropoda; Collembola; Entomobryomorpha; Isotomidae. Gene Ontology annotation, biological process: dopamine catabolic process; norepinephrine biosynthetic process; octopamine biosynthetic process. Gene Ontology annotation, molecular function: copper ion binding; dopamine beta-monooxygenase activity. Bases 62 to 1105 code for a protein of 347 amino acids. The transcript is spliced from 4 exons.